Molecule: messenger RNA, 1911 nt
Organism: Cyphellophora attinorum
Lineage: Eukaryota; Fungi; Ascomycota; Eurotiomycetes; Chaetothyriales; Cyphellophoraceae
Exons: 1
Coding region: 1-1911 (636 amino acids)
Source: RefSeq, a predicted model, not a curated record
AUGUACGAAGCACUCUCCGGCGACGAAGUCACAGAUCCUUAUAUAAAUCAGCAGAGAGUGCUUCUGAAUACAGGGAAACCAUCACAUACCUCGCGUUUGCCAAGAGCGGAGAGCGUGGAUGAUCAGCCUUACAAGGCCAUCGAGCUGAAGCCAUGGACGACAACUUCUCCUGUGGUUUGGUAUGACCAGCAGCGCCCACGUGCGAAACGAUUCUGGCAAGACACCCUAGCUGAGCUGCGCACAGUCAAGUGGAAGAAAUGGGCUGGGCUGUUCGCGAGUCUCAUCCUACCGCCAACAUUCAUCCUCUGGCUCAUACUUGCGACGAUCGUGAUCACAUUUCCCGGAAUCCUGUUCCAAACCGAUGAUGUGUGCAGACCCGAUGGAAGCUUCUAUGUUGGACUUGGCUCUUACGACCCCUGGCAUACAGCGAGUCUCUUUCAGAUCGAUGUUGGCUUCGGACGACUUUCCUUCGCAAAUGCUAAGCUUAUCGAUUUCUUGUUCGAUCUCCUGGUAGGACGUGGAGGUCAACUACUUCUUGGCUACAUUGCGUACAUGGUGUGCACCAAGUCACUCAUACGACAUAUGGAGCAUCACAGCGUUCCCAUCACGACCUUCGAGGCCCUUACCAUACAGGAUCACAGCAUGACAGGCCUCAUGAAACUCGUGAAAGGGGUCUCGGGGAACCGCGAUGCGCGCUCAAUUGCUAGUAUGGUAUGGUUUGCGAUAGCCACAGCCUACAUACUGCUCUUUCCUACCUUUGUUUCGGCGAUGAGUGGGUACAGUGCCAAUGUGGAGGCGUAUAUCGAGGUCGACUCCGGCCCGCUAGUACCAUGGGACGAAUUUGAUGAGGUGCGCUACAUAAUCCACGACGGAGCACGCCUCGGUGGAGCGUUUCAUAACGAUUAUGCCAUCACAGUUCCGCACGCCUCUUCGAGUUAUGGAAGCAGCGAGUUCUGGGGAGACUGUUCGAGCAAUGUGAGCUCUCUGCUUUACGACUACGAUAGCCGUGAGUACACUGUCGCCCCGAAUCUUCAGUUGGACUACAUGACUCCACAAUGCAGGCAACUCUGGAAUGUUGCAGUCUAUACCAAUACCAGUGGGUUUCUGGGUCUUGAUCAGACUUCUUCCACGUUCAACACCACAGACGGCGACAGCAUCCAGCUUCAGAGUCCAGUCCUAAACAUAUCUGCGUAUUACUCGUCCAGCGAGAAAGCAUCAGACUCCUAUCAGUACUCAACAGAAGGCGAGUGGAGUGCCUAUGAUUUCGCGCAAUACGGCUCCGGCUUCUUCUGGAAGAAUCCCCAGACCAACAACUACACCUUCGGCGACACCUACAACCCACUGGUAACCUACGAUGAUAGGACGUACACUUCGGGCGAGAUCGAAAGUCUGGGUCACUGCCAGCAGACCGUCGUACAGUACAAGUGGGGCUUCUCCUUCAUGCUGCUCUUCAGCCUGCUGAUCUCACUCGUCAUCUGGAGCACUGGCAUGUACGCGACGUAUCUCGACGCUUUCCUACAUUCCAGCCUGGACUCGUCAAGACGACAACUCGGUCUUAAACGUGCGACGCUCGAUCUAGCAUCCGCCAUGACACCACAUAUAUCGCCGGACCAAAUGGAAAGCGCCAGCAAUACCAAGCUCAAGAACUUACUUGUCGAUAGUAAAAUCACUUACAACCACCUCCUCGACCAUCUCGCUACCUCCACGCGUGCGGCGAAGUUCCGAUAUAAGUGGAGGGCAUUCAAGUUCACACGCUACUGGAUGCAGGAAAAGAUCUGGAGCACGCUGUUCGUCAUCGCAUUGCUUAUGUGGAUUGGGUCAAUACCAUAUCCAGGUCCAUGGCUACCACCGCUUCUCGCCAAUACAAUACUGCUGAUGAGUCUGAGCGUCACGCUCUACGCUGGCCGAUAG